Messenger RNA from Symbiodinium pilosum, 1281 nucleotides. NCBI's taxonomy places the organism in Eukaryota, Dinophyceae, Suessiales, Symbiodiniaceae. The record is from the annotation of a GenBank genome assembly.
AUGGGUUGUCGCGAGGACAGUAUCCUUGUGAGCUACGAGGUCCAGAACGACGAAAAGGAUCGCGAGGUGGCCCUGUAUGCGAUGCCGCUGGGUGGUGCAGUCAGCGUCACAGCAUCCAUGGUGAGGGCCUCUUUCCCUUUGCCUGGCAACUACCAUCUCAGGUUCAAGGCCCCAACAUCUGACGGAUCCUUCGGCGGAUGGGUCUGGAUAGAUCUGGCCUCCGACCAAGACCUUGUACCGGUAUUCAACGGUGGGAUUGCGAUGAAGGCUUUGCGAUUGCCGACAGACAGCAGCCCAAGUCGAGCAGCGGCUCCUUCUCAAGCAUCGAGAAGUCGGCCAGCGACUUCGGCUCAGGGUGCCUCCCCACACGGCGUUUCGGGCAUUGCGGGAGAUCUGAUGGAGCUCGAUCUCUCGAAAGCACCGCGAUCAGCGGAAGCACAAGCACCACGACCACCGGCUGGGCUCCAAGCCAUUUGUAUCAUAAAACAGGUCGCGGAACGACAAGCGAGGGAAAAGCGCGAGUACGAGGAGAAAAUCAAGAGGCAUGAAGAGCAGAAGAAGAGCUUCCCAACGGCAGAAGUGCUGCUCCACCUUGAUGCUGCUCUGGGAAGCUCGCUCCUGCCUCAUUCUGCAAGCCGAGGGGAUGCCCAAUCCAAGAAGGAGAAGCUGGAGCUGAAUGAUGUCCUCUCCAAGGAGCUGAACGAUUGGGCAAAGACGCCCGACGGUCAGUCCUACAAGGAGAUCAGGACUCUGCUCAGCACGAUGCACACUGUGACGUGGGAGGGUGCAAGUUGGCAGCCUUUGAAUUUGUCCGAGUUGGUGGCAGACAGCAGCAUCAAAAAGAACUACCGCAAAGCCAUUCUUAUGGUCUCAGAGCUCAGUCUGUUGUUUUGUUUCUGUUGGUUCAGCGCGCAUCUCUUUGGAGCACAUAGCCCGCAGCAUGCAGCUAUGGCAAAGGCCCAUCCGGCCAGCUCCGAGCAGCAAGUGCGGGCGGAUCGCAUCUUCAAUGCCGGAGAUAGAAGCAGGCCAACCAUGGACAUUGACCUCCUCAAUCCCGACAUCAAGGAGGAGCGGUCCAAGCACAAGCUGAAGCGUAUGAUCCAGUCUCCGAACAGCUUCUUCAUGGACGUCAAGUGCCCUGGCUGCUUGCAGAUCACGACUGUCUUCAGCCAUGCUCAGACUGUGGUGCUUUGCGGCAACUGCAACGUGAUGCUUUGCCAGCCGACGGGCGGUCUGGCCCGACUCACAGAGGGCUGCUCUUUUCGAAAGAAGGCGGACUGA